Tribolium madens (black flour beetle) is the source of this 2309-nucleotide messenger RNA. Its product is annotated as lipase maturation factor 2-like. NCBI's taxonomy places the organism in Eukaryota, Metazoa, Arthropoda, Insecta, Coleoptera, Tenebrionidae. The record is from RefSeq and is a predicted model, not a curated record. The transcript is spliced from 9 exons. Gene Ontology annotation, biological process: protein maturation. Gene Ontology annotation, cellular component: endoplasmic reticulum membrane. The coding region runs from base 206 to 2113 and encodes 635 amino acids.
CUUUUGCUGGGCGUUUGUUGGUUCAAGUUGGUUGGUCGCGUCGUCGCUUCAUUCUUUCAGAUUUUCAGACAUCAUCAUCACCCAGUCAUCAAAUGCAAGACAAAAUAGUGUUAAGUUGUUAUUAAUGUGUUGUUUAUUGUUUACGUAUUAAGUGCAACCUUCGAGGCGUAAUUUUUUCUUUAUUUAGUUUAAUUAUCGGUAAACAAUGAUAUCUCUUCGGUACACCAGAAACCUUUUUUUGAGAUCAUUCUGUAUAGUCUACCUCUUUGCAUUUAUUUCUUUCUACGUCCAAAUUCCUGGAUUGUACGGCGAUAAUGGAAUAUUACCUGCAAAAUCGUUGUUAGAAAAUAGUAAACACAAGACUUUAUCAGCUAAAGUACAUUACCAACCCACAUUACUGUGGCUUGCCCCCUACUUGGGCUUGGAUGUUAAUUAUGCUUUGGAUGUGUUGGCACUACUUGGGAGCUUUUUGGCCUUUACAGGGUUUAUUUCACAAAAGUUUUGUACAAUUCCGCUCUUUGCUGGGUUGUGGUCUUUGUAUUUCUCUCUUUAUCAAGUUGGUCAAGUUUUUGUGAGCAAUAAUUAUGACGAAUUUCUACUAGAGUCCGGUUUCCUUGUCCUCCUCGUGGCCCCUUUACUCCCCGGCCGGAGAAAAGGCUCGAAAGUUUUACCAAGCGAUUCCAUCAGUUUUUGGCUAGUGCGUUGGCUACUUUUUAGAUUCUUGUUAACAUGUGGGUUGUUAAAAUUCAUCAGUGGUUGUCCUAAAUGGUGGACUUUAUCUGCAUUUAAUUACUAUUUUGAAAGUUUACCAUUACCAACGCCACUCUCUUGGUACUUCCAUCAAAUUCCUGCAUGGUACUUGAAACUGUUCGGCGUCAUUGCUAAUGUUUGUGAGAUUGGGAUUCCGUUUUUGUUCUUCGUGCCUAUUCGGGCGGUACGCAUCACCAGUUUCAUCAUCCAAACAUUUCUUCAAAUAUCGAUUGUACUUACUGGCAAUUAUAACUUCACCAACUUAUUGAUGGUAACCCUCCUUUUAUCUUUGUUGGAUGACCAGUUCUUCUACGGCCGUCGAAAACCCUUCACCAAAUGGAAUUUUAUCGAAAAAGUCGUAAAUAUUUUAAUAUAUGGCGCCCUUUUCUUAGCCGUUGUUAAACUAUAUUCUUUGAAACUCGACGGAACUGUUAUCGAAUCUAAUAUUGCAUUUACAAAAGACCAGUUUGAGUAUGUCCUCAAACAAGGACUUAUAAUCACUAUUUACUUAGGAUUAAUCUCAUUGGCUGUCACAAUUCUACGAGCUUUAUCAAUUUCCUUGUUUGACAUCCAAGGAUCAAAAGUAUUUACAAUUAUUACAACAAUUCUUUAUUCGGGAAUUGCUGUUCUUUUAUUCUUCGCUAGUACUGUGCCUCUUGCAUCCUUACAUACAGCCUCUAACUCAACUGUGCAUUCAAGUGUCCGCACUGUAUAUAACCGACUUCAUAAACUCCAUGCUGUCAAUCAGUAUGGCCUUUUCCCGAAGAUGAUUGGAGUUGAUGGUCGACCGGAAAUAAUCUUUGAAGGUUCUGAUAAUGUUGAAGGUCCCUGGCUUGAGUAUAAUUUCUUGUACAAGCCAGGGAAUGUCAACCAUUCACUACCUUUUGUUGCACCAUAUUCCCCCAGAUUAGAUUGGCAGAUGUUUUGGGCGGCUUACAACACUUACGAGAAACAGCCUUGGAUUUUGAGUUUAGCUCACAGACUUUUGAUGGGAAAACCGGAAGUUUUGGCUCUUUUAGACCGUCAUCAUUCUCCCUUUAACCAAAAGCCGCCAAAAUACAUCAGGGGGGUUCUUUAUAAAUACAAGUAUUCGUCGUGGAGUCAAAGGUCGCAGCCUUCAUGGUGGGUUCGUCAGAAAGUUGGGGAGUAUUUCCCCGCGUUUACUAAAGACUCGCCAGCUUUGGUUGAAUACUUAAAGGCUAGAAAUCUCUUGCCUACGACUUCGAAACAGAGUGUUAACCCCAUUUGGAAGCAGGUUUUGGAUGGGGUGAGAUUUGUUACAGGGCAUUUAGAGGCUACUUUGCUGUUAUGGUCAGUUUUUACGGCUGGGUGUGCCAUUAUUACAACUUCUGCGAAGAAAUAAGAACUGAGUCACUAGUUAUUUUCUCUUUUUUUUUUUAAAGUUAAUUUCUUCUUAUGGUGUGAUUUUUUAUUUUUAUAUGUGCACAAAUUUAUUUCACCCCUUUCCAUUUAGACACGAACGUCAGAGAUUUGUCCCGUGUGAAGUUUUUAAAUGUCAUGUUUUUGUUAGUAAAGUGCAAAUAUAUCAUUUAUUUAAA